Messenger RNA from Temnothorax curvispinosus, 402 nucleotides. RefSeq lists its product as uncharacterized. The record is from RefSeq and is a predicted model, not a curated record. Lineage: Eukaryota; Metazoa; Arthropoda; Insecta; Hymenoptera; Formicidae. The coding region runs from base 1 to 402 and encodes 133 amino acids. The transcript has a single exon.
AUGUUAAAGUUAGCAGCCGAAGGCAAGACAAGUUACCCAUUGGCCGCGGCUGCCUUGAAAGAGAGCGUCUACGUCGACGAUGUGGUGACAAGUGUCGAGUCAGUGGAGAAGGCCCGCGAGCUUCAGCGGCAACUACAAGCCUUGCUUAAAACUGCCGGCUUCGAACUCAGAAAAUGGGCCAGUAGCCAUCCAUCGGUCUUAGCUGAUCUGGAUCCGGAACUCUACAGCCAGUCGUUACUAUCCUUUGAAUCGCCGGAAGAUCAGUUUCUUAAGGUCCUUGGACUUCGUUGGUACCCUCAAACGGACGACUUCGGAUUUCAGGUCAAUCCGUUGGACAGAGAUUGCACCAAACGCACCAUUCUCUCUGAAUUAGCUCGCAUCUUUGAUCCAUUGGGGUUCUGA